AUGUGGGCUCUCCGUGUCAGUAGUUUGGCCCGUGCGGCUUUCUGUUCUCGGAGUGGUAACUCUGCAGGGCUCUCUUCUGUUCCGCCAUUUCAGGAGGAUGGACGCGGCAGGAAAAAAGUAACUUUGGAGUUGCUGGAUCAUCUGGAGCGUCUUGCACUUGUUGAUUUCCGCAAUCAGGAGGGUGUGGAACGUUUGGAGAAAGCAAUCGAAUUUGCCGAUCAACUUCUUUCCAUUAACACGGAUGGUGUGGAGCCAAUGGACUCAGUACUGGAGGACAGGUGUUUGUAUCUCAGGGAAGAUAAUGUCACAGAAGGCAACUUUGCAGAGGAGCUACUGAAGAAUGCCAAUCAGACACUGGAAGAGUAUUUCAUAGCUCCACCAGGGAACAUCCCAUUACCAAAGUUAGAAGACCGAGACACUUUCCUGCAGAAGAAAAAGCCCUCAGCAGACAUGCUACCACUGACUUUUUAGACUCUGGAGUCCAAUGCAGCUGCAUCCAGGAUUAAAUCUUUCAAGUCUCCUGUACAACCUUCUGUGAAAGGAUGGACUGCCUUGUCUGAGGACUAUUAACUCUUGCAAACAAUUUCUGAACAUCCCAUGUAUACUUACAGCUCCCACUCAAGGCAGAUAUGCAAUAUCCACUGUAAAAAGCUUGUCAAUUUCCAUUAGGGUGAGUGUGUACCUACCACUGUGUUGGAUUGUGGUCAAAAACAUUUUAAAAACCCUCACCCACACAAAAAAGCAUUCAUUGGGAAGGGAGAUGGUACAAAAAGGGGGGAAAUCACACUGAGGCAACCUGCACACAAAACUUUGAAAAAACAAUUGUGAGCACACUUGCCAAUAUUCACUAUUAUGCUUUCUGCCAAGUAGGUGGAAAGAAAUGAGGAGCAGCAGCCUUCAAUGUACAUAAGUAUGGAGUCAGAGGUAGAGAGUAUUUUGGAAAUAAAAAGUUGCCUUAUUAAUAUCCAGCACUGUCAGUCAACACCGGAAGAGGGGAGUAAAAACAUACGCAAUACUCCCCCCACCCAAACCAAAACAUGCAUUGGAACAGUUCAGUUCUUUAAGUGAGAAGAAGCUAUACAUAUAGUCCUCAGUGGUGUCAGUGCUGGUCCACAGGUGUUUUAUAUGAGGUGUAAAUGUUUUAUUUUAAAAUAUACAGUAUUUUCUCAUAUACUAAAUAUGUGUUAACAUAUGAAGUGCACGAUAAACAAAGCACGUUUUGUUGUCCACUGUAAUACAGUUGUUUGGGAAGUAUUGUUGCCAGAGGCGCUGCCUUUUA
This is a messenger RNA of Gekko japonicus, 1279 nucleotides long. It is a transcript of the gene GATC, whose product is annotated as glutamyl-tRNA(Gln) amidotransferase, subunit C. Lineage: Eukaryota; Metazoa; Chordata; Lepidosauria; Squamata; Gekkonidae. Bases 1 to 471 code for a protein of 156 amino acids. The record is from RefSeq and is a predicted model, not a curated record. The transcript is spliced from 4 exons. Gene Ontology annotation, biological process: mitochondrial translation; glutaminyl-tRNAGln biosynthesis via transamidation; regulation of translational fidelity. Gene Ontology annotation, cellular component: glutamyl-tRNA(Gln) amidotransferase complex; mitochondrion. Gene Ontology annotation, molecular function: glutaminyl-tRNA synthase (glutamine-hydrolyzing) activity.